Molecule: messenger RNA, 4868 nt
Organism: Mobula hypostoma (lesser devil ray)
Lineage: Eukaryota; Metazoa; Chordata; Chondrichthyes; Myliobatiformes; Myliobatidae
Gene: lrig1
Product: leucine-rich repeats and immunoglobulin-like domains 1
Exons: 19
Coding region: 273-3551 (1092 amino acids)
Molecular function (GO): protein binding
Source: RefSeq, a predicted model, not a curated record
UGCCUCCAACGUGGGUCCGCGGCUGGAAAGCACGAGCCGUUUAAUAUUAACGAGGCAGCUUUCGGCUGCGAUCGCCUCCUGUAUCGGCUGCCGUGGGCCUCCUGAGAUCUGUUUUCUCUUGGUUGUGUGAAACCGGGGUUGGAAGCUCGCCGCUGCAAUCAACCGACCGAUCGCCAGACGGACGAACUGGGCGACCGACCGGCAAGGAGUGGGGGUGUCGCUACUUUGGAUCGCUUCUUUCCCCUCAAGCCACGGCCCGCCAGUACUUCAAGAUGGCGGCGCUGGAGGUGCGGCGCUGCCUGGCGGCGCUGCUCUUGGUGCUGGCAUAUUCGUCUUCAACGCCGGUUUCAUGUGCUGGACUGGGACGUGGAAGGGUCGGUUCCGUUACCCGGAGCCCCGCGGCCUUGCCCUGCCUUUCGGGCUGUACGUGCACCGGAGAGCUGUUGGACUGCAGUAAGCAGGCCUGGACUCGGAUUCCUCAUCAACUGCCUGCCUGGGUCGUCUACCUAAAUUUGAGUUACAAUAAACUGGCUGCAAUCAAUCCCUCUGCUUUCACAGAAUUGCCCAACCUUCGUGAAGUGCGACUUGAUCAUAAUGAAUUGACUACGAUCCCCGAUAUGGGACUUGCUUCAGCACACCUGGUCGUUCUCUAUCUGCAUCACAACAAGAUCCGCAGCAUUGAGGCCAAUCGCUUGAAGCUCUAUGAGUCCCUAGAAACAUUGGAUCUAACUUACAAUGAAAUAACUGAAAUCCAAAAUAAUUGCUUUCCACAGCAUCUUAAGAUUAAAGAUUUAUAUUUGGGUAAUAACAGAAUCAGUAUUAUGGAGCCUGGCACAUUUGAUAAUUUAUCAAACACCUUACAAGUUCUUCGGCUAAGCAAAAAUCGAAUUUCACAUCUGCCUGUUAAGGUCUUCAAGUUGCCACAUCUGGUGCAACUUGAAUUGAACCGCAACAGAAUACGUCUCAUCGAUGGUCUAACAUUUCACGGACUAGACAACUUGGAGGUUCUUAAGCUGCAGCGGAAUAACAUCAGUAAACUUAUGGAUGGAGCCUUUUGGGGUCUUGCCAAGAUGCAAGUUCUACAUUUAGAAAACAAUAUCUUGAAUGAUGUGACAAGUGGCUGGCUUUAUGGAUUGUCUUCUCUGCAGCAGCUGCUCUUGAGCUAUAACAGCAUCUCUCGAAUAAACCCUGAUGCCUGGGGAUUCUGCCAGAAGCUAGUAGAACUGAACCUUUCCCACAACAGCCUGAUGAGAUUGGAUGAGUCAAGUCUAGUGGGGCUGAGUGGACUGCAGUCCCUCCGCUUAAGCCACAAUUCAAUCAAUCAUAUUGCAGAUGGAGCUUUUAAAGGAUUAAGGAGUCUGCAACUAUUGGAACUUGACAAUAAUGAAAUCUCAGGAAUAAUAGAAGAUACAAAUGGGGCCUUUGCUGGUUUGGAUAAUCUAAGCAAGCUAACACUGUUUGGAAACAAGAUCAAAUCUGUAGCCAAGAAGGCAUUUGUAGGACUGGAGGCCCUUGAACACCUAAACUUGGGGAAUAAUAUGAUCAGAUCUAUUCAGGGAGAAGCAUUUUCCAGAAUGAAGAAUCUAAAAGAAUUGUAUAUGAAUAGUGAUAGUUUUUUGUGUGAUUGUCAACUAAAAUGGCUGCCGCAGUGGCUUAUAGCAAGAGACUUCCAGUCUAAUGUAGUUGGCACAUGUGCUCAUCCAGAAUCACUGAAGGGAAAAAGUAUUUUCAUUGUGCCUUCAGAAAGUUUUGUUUGUGAUGACUUUCCAAAACCUCAAAUCAUUGUUCAGCCUGAGACAACCAUGGCUAUGCUGGGCAGAGACAUUCAUUUUACUUGUUCAGCAGCAAGCAGUAGUAACUUGCCAAUGAUAUUUGCAUGGAAAAAGGAUCAUGAGAUUCUACAUAAUGCUGAGAUUGAAAACUUUGCACAUGUUCGAGCAAAGGAUGGUGAAGUAAUGGAAUAUACCACCAUUCUUCAUUUAAGAAAUGUGAAAUUUUCAGAUGAAGGAAGAUAUCAGUGUAUGAUAACUAACAAUUUUGGCUCAACCUACUCUACUCGAGCCAAGCUUACAGUCAAUGUAUUGCCGUCAUUUAUUAAAACUCCAAGAGAUAUAACAAUUAGAGCGGGAGCCAAUGCUCGACUUGAAUGUGCAGCCACUGGCCACCCUGCUCCACAGAUUGCUUGGCAGAAGGAUGGAGGAACAGAUUUUCCAGCGGCUCGUGAAAGGCGGAUGCAUGUGAUGCCUGAGGAUGAUGUUUUCUUUAUUGUGGAUGUAAAAACUGAAGAUAUGGGAGUUUACAGCUGUACAGCUCAAAAUAUUGCAGGUGCUAUUUCAGCAAAUGCUUCCCUCACAGUACUAGAAACUCCUUCAUUGAUUUAUCCCCUUGAAGAUCAAACAGUGGUCAUUGGUGAAACUAUUGCUCUGCAAUGCAUGGCAUCUGGAAGCCCAUCUCCACGAAUAACCUGGUUAAAAGGGGAUGAGCCCCUUGUGGUUACAAAGAGGCAUCACUUCACACCUGGAAACCAGCUGCUAAUCAUACGAAAUGUGGUGUCAGAUGAUGGGGGAAAAUAUACAUGUGAGAUGUCUAAUCCACUUGGCACUGAACGAGCUCACAGUCAGCUCAGCAUUUUACCAUCAUCGGCUUGUGUUGUGGGACAAAACAAACAGGAUGGAACAAUGACUGUGGGCAUUGUCGUCAUUGCAGUAGUCUGCAGUAUUGUAAUAACCUCACUAGUAUGGGUGUGCAUCAUCUACCAGACCAGGAAGAAGAGUGAAGAAUACAGUGUAACAAAUACAGAUGAAACCAUCGUACCACCAGAUGUACCCAGUUACCUCUCCUCACAAGGGACACUUUCUGAACGUCAGGAUACUUCUGUCAGGGUAGAUGGGAGUAGCAAUUUGCAACUAGCAGCAACUAUUCCUAAUGGACAUACAGACACCAGUGGUGUAUGUCGGUCUGAUGCUGGAAGCUGUGCAGAUACAGACAGUCAUAAUAUUCACAAUAGGAAAACAAAAUAUUGUGUUGGAUGUAAUAUAAAAGAUGGAUGUAAAAAUGUGACAGAAGGAAGACUGGGCUCAGAAAAAAUAGGUACAUGGCAUUUACCUACAGCUUCAAAGCACACAGAAGUCUGCAUUGAACAGUUUGACAAUGCUAACACCUACCCAAAGGAAUUGGAAACCUCGAGCUCUUAUAGAAGUGUGGAUUGCUGUCCUGAAGAAGAUGCAAAAGCACAGAAUAGAAUCAGUGCAGGACUUUUAAAUCAUUAUCCAUGCAAUGGGACUUUGAGUAGUAUGAAAGAGAGGGAAAAGCCUAUUUAUCCUAGUAAUCACGAUAGGAUGACAUCACAGCCUCAAAUCCUAGCAAAAGAUAUGCCUUCUCAAUCUGUGCAGUUAACUCAAGAACUUCACAAUCCUGUACAUCUUCCAUCUCUGGAGGCCUUGGACAAUUCAGCACUGUUGUGUGAGAAACCUCGGACUUUAUUGCACAGUGACACUGAAAUUGACAUUAAACAGACUUUGCUAUUUAAUGGACAGUUACCACAUUCUUGAUACUUUGCCUGAAAAGCAGAAUUGCAGAUGAAUGCAAACUUACAAUUGUGCACUGAAAUAUUACGUCAGCUUUUUGUUACUACCUCACCUUCUUUAGCUUACCUCUCCAAGAUGAAGAGAUGUGGCAGGAUGCAGCUUGUAUAGGGGAAAAGGCCUAUUCGAGCAUUCUUUAAUUGUGUAUAUAUAUUUUUUUAAGCUUCCUUGAGAAGAAUUAGUAGCUCAGCAGUUUACUUGCUUCUGAAGCAUGUAAAUGCAUGGAAAAAUGUAUAAAGGAAUGUUUUGUUUAAUAUGUUUGUAUAUAAGAGUUUCAUAUGUAUCUUUUACAAAAGAUAUUUUAAACGUAUUUAGUGCAUGAAUAACAUGAUUUUUUUUAAGAAUUUUUGAAAAUUUCUCCUAUUUGGUUGCUGUUGUAAAAGUUUGUAAUACCUUCUGGUGCCUUAUUACAAGAGGUUAUAAUGAAAGUAACAUUGAUAGGAUAAAUCCACUUAUCUUUGUUAUAAAGGUGAGAUGUAUUUGUCUACAAAAUUCCUGCGAAUUGCACAAAUUUGAUAAGGAUUUAUCAUUGACAUUUUCAAACAGUUUUUUAUAAAGCUAACACUUCAGUCGUUGUUACAAAGUGCCCUAUUGAACCAUAUUUCAGAUAUUACAGAAAAUCACCCAAAACUAUCUGAUCACAGGAUUCAAACAUAAUAGAAUUUGUAUUGGCAUUUACCAUCAGCCAAUAGGACACUGGAUACAUUGAAAAUGCAUCUUAUAAACUACUUGUCUUGUUCAGUUAGUGCUCAGCAGGGGUUCCUGACCUGGGGUUUACGGACCUCUUGCUUAGUUACGUUAGUCCAUGGCAUUAAGAAAUGGCUGGGAACCCCUGUUCAACAUGAAAAAUUGGGGGACUGUAUUGAUUAAAAUAGUGUUUAGGAUUUAACUAAACACUGCUGCAGCAGUCCAAAUUUACAACAGUUUGUUACUUAGAAGCUAGGAAGUUUUAAUUAAAAAUGAAAAAAAUUUGGAAACAGAUGUUCAAUUUUAAGUAGCAUGCAGCUUUACAAUUUAAAGUCUGAUAACAUCAUAUCCUUGCCUAUAUAUUUCCAUAAUAAAUCUGCCUCAGACACCAAGUAAAAUGGCUGUCCAUCAGUAUUUCCUUUUAUAUAUUGCCAGAACAGACACUGCUAAGCUGCUUAAUGAAGGCAAAUCAAGGAAGUGUUACUUUUCUGCACAAAUAUUUAUUUAUACAAUUUGCUAAAAAUAUACAUAUUACAAAUGUAAAAUAUAGAAAUGUCUAACAAAAUGAAGUGUCUAAUAAAAAAUCAAUUUAUUAUA